Nematocida homosporus is the source of this 1541-nucleotide messenger RNA. RefSeq lists its product as uncharacterized. The transcript has a single exon. NCBI's taxonomy places the organism in Eukaryota, Fungi, Microsporidia. The record is from RefSeq and is a predicted model, not a curated record. The annotation marks the transcript as partial.
UCAAGACUCUGAUACUAGACAAUGUAGACGAAACAAUCAUCUACCGGAUAUUCAGCCGGUAUAUCUUUGCCGACCAAAUAGAAAUACACAUUCUCAAUCAGUAUUUCCAGAAUCUAGCCAUUGCCCAAAUUCUCUCCCUGCCCAUAGCCCGGCCAAUAUCAAGGCUUGUGCUCAAUGACUUUGCCGAGCUGAACGAAGUCCGAUAUUAUAGGAAACCAGACACAAACAAAGGCUUCUCUCUCUUCAAGUAUAUUAAGGAAUUCAAAGAUAAGAGUGAAGAAGAUGAUGAAGAUAAGGGUGAUGAAGAUAAGAAUAAGAAUACGAAUGAUGAGACCGGCAGCUUGAAACAAGAUCUAGGCUUACACAAACUAUGUCUACUAGUAAGUAAAGCUGAAAAUAGUUCGUAUAGUAGUGUUUUAACUGAACUUACCAGCCAUGGCAUUCAUAGCGUCAUUGGCCCCAAUAAGCUUAGCCGAAUAAGCGUGGCUGCCUUGUUUAGCCGGGCUAUUAUGACACGCACUUCCCAUUUGCAGAUUUCAGGUAUUACUCUUGAGAUUUUAAACCCAUAUCUUGCUACCAACCGUUCUCUUUCCCAACCAAAUACCGAGCUAAACCAAGCUCUACAGCCACAGCAGUCUCCAUCCGAUGGCAAACCUGUCACCAAACUAUCUCUUUACUUUACUCGCAGUCAAACCAUAACUAUAACCGAUCUACUGAAUAUCCUCCGCUGGCUAGCUUACCAAUUUGUAGAUCUAACCAUUUUAACGCUAGCGAAUCUUAAGAUGACCGAAGAUACACGAAGACUAAUAGCCUCGAGUGACUAUUUAAUUGAUGGUUUGCCUAAGCUUAGAAAAGCACAAAUUAUACUUACUAACCCCGACAUUCCUCCAAUUAGCUUAAUUGUUCGGCCAUAUUAUGAUAGCUUCUUAAUUAAACAUCCCAAUCCCAGGUUUAAGUUCACAGCUAUAGCCAUCCCACUGCUAUUAACUUUGAUCGGCAAUUUAGAUAAGCUUAGCACUCUUAUUCCAAAAGAAGCUAGUUCUAAUGCCCCUCUCCAACUGAUCAUUAACCAUAUCAAAGGCCCCAAUCCCGAGCUUACUUGUACGAUUUGCAUGCGCAGCCUUUAUAAGUCGCCAAAAGAAGGGGACAGGGUAGAAUCAGAGAUCACAGGCCCCGAUGAUACUCCCGACCCCAUGAAUAGUUUCAUCGCACUCUGCUAUUCCCCAUGUCGGCACAAACUUUGUAAUGACUGUGUAUAUGGUAUUGAAGAAGCACUGGACAACGGAUGCCCGUUUUGCCGCUAUGCCAGCAAAGGCAAGAGUAUCUACAGACUUACAAGCGCCCCCUUAUCUAGUUUUGUCUUUGCCGAAGGCAGUACCCAAUCUCUUACCACCCACGAUGAAUGGCUCAAAAGCAUGGCCUGGAAUGACGGCCAAAUCUAUUUGUAUCUACCCUACAACAGCAUAUCCGACCUUACCGCUAAAAUCCAUAGCGAACAAGCCAACCAAAACACUCACCAAACUUACAUUAUACUUCCCUAA